This is a messenger RNA of Linum trigynum, 5513 nucleotides long. NCBI's taxonomy places the organism in Eukaryota, Viridiplantae, Streptophyta, Magnoliopsida, Malpighiales, Linaceae. The record is from the annotation of a GenBank genome assembly.
GUUCACAAACAGUAAAAAUGGAAAAGUCUGUUAAACUGAAAAUCAAAAGAUAGUAAUAAAACGAUGUCAGGUGUCUUCAUUCAGUUGGCCUUCUUCAACUCCACCCAACGAUAAAUAGAACCUCCACGACGUCGCUUUGGAUCUUCUCUCUGUCGGAUGGAGUGUAAGGCAGAAACGUAGAAAGUUUCUGCCCUGUUGAUUCUGCAACUCUGCUUCUUCUUCAUUCCUCAGCUUCUUCCUUGUUCAAUACAGGUAAUCAAUUCCCCCUUGUCUCUAUAAACUUUGUAUGAUCCAAUUAGAGGUGAAGUACUGCUGCGAUUGGGUUUUCCGAUCACCAAGUAGCUAGCUAGAUCACGGUUCAACAGUUCGAUCUGUGCAUUUGUGGCUGAUCAGUAAUUUGUAUUCUGAUCUGUUCUUACUCGCUGCAAUUUGUUUGUUGAUUGGGCUCUUCUAGGUUCUUUUUUCGAUCAGUGCUCAUCCUUGUGGGGGCAUGGUUGGUGGUACUGAUUCGAGUCCUCUUGCUUCAGAACUACGGCUGGGUGUUUAAUUGUUGCUCUUCUCAUUGUAAUCUGGUGGCUAAAAAAUGUAAGUGGGUUAUGAACAUUUACCAUUGUUCCUCACUAGCAGUCGAUAUCUGUACAAAGCUGAUUCGACUCACAAGUGUUUGAAAUUAUGCAUUAGUGAUCUUGAUUCAAUGGUAUCCAUUUCUGAGUGUUGAGUUUUGGCUGCUUCACUCUGUAUGUCUUUAGGAUCUUUGCAAGUCAAGUGGAUGCUUAUAUUGAAGUCUUUAAUCUGUCAUUUACACCUCGAGGGAUCCCUAUUGGUACGUUGUUUUACAUUGGAGGACCUCAAUAGAUCACUUCCACAGACUAUUACCAUAUUGGAAAAAGCUGCAACUUUGGAAACAAUGUAGGUAGGCUGAAAAGAUCAGAAUGUGUUGAGCCUCAUCGGGAUAAGCGUGUUCCUGAUGGUGAUCUGGAGGCUGCAACAUACAACUAAACAUCGUAUUACGUAUACUUUGCUUUAUAAUUCUUUCAGUAGUAAGAAAAAAAUGGCUCCUCUUACAACGUAACUUCAAUACGAAGUUGGACAAACCAGCUUGUUUUCUGCAUAUGGUAAGGAGAAGAAAUUGUCUGAAUCAUUAUGCAUUUGCUGGUCUGUGGUGCUAUAAUUACAUGAUGUAAUUUGUUUUUGAUUUUUGCAUACAUAUAUUCCGAUCCUGAUAUCCCACAGAUUUUAACUCAGAGAUGCUGAGAAAUUUGAGUGUGUCGUUGUGCAUGUAAUGGCGCCGGUGUGGGCCUGAUCUGUUAUGUUCUUGUUAAAACGCCCAGAUUAUUAGUUUCUCAGUGACAGAAUCAUAAUUCAUAUGACUACGAUUUUGCAGGGUCUCAUUACUCUCAUGUUUCAACCCAGAGCAAUGUACAUAGGAUUCGUCAUAUUGUCGUCAUGAUUCGAUCAGGUAAUCAAGCCUUAUCUAGCUACGAAUUUUGUCCAGGCAUUACGAUCAAGUACAUUUUAUCCUGAGAGUCAAUGAUAAAUAAAUCCUCGAUUAUUGCUUAGAUCAAGACAAUCGGAGAGGGUGGGGCUGUUGAGGAAACCGUACAUCAGGGUGACAAUUGUCAAAAAUUGAAGCUGCAGUGAACGAAGAGAAAAAAUCCCAAAUUACACUAGUCAGUAAAAACAAUUCUCAAAAUACAGUACUUAUGAAAAUAUUUCCCAAAAUACAACAGUUUGGGAAUCACCGCUGCGGACCAAGACAGUGAAUUGCAUCACCGCUGUUGACAAAAAACGGUGAAGGGUUCACCGUUUUUUACAAAGACGGGGAAACUAUCACCGCCUUUGCUCAAAACGGUGAAACCUUCACCGUUUUGUCAAAAACGGUGAACCCUUCACCGCUGUCGUACAAAAAGGGGAAGUGGCGCGGAUCGCUGACGUGGACAAGUGCGGGCACUUCAUCAUUAAUCACAAAAGCGGUGAUAGCCCGCGCUUUCUACGUCAUCGAUCUUUGUCGUUCGCGUGCUUCAGUUUCACCGUCAGAUGCGGUGAAGCGCGGAUUCUGGUUUUUCUCCCAGAUCCGACGCCUCAAACCAAGCCACGUCAGCCAUCCGCGCAUUUCACCGCCCUCGAGAAUCGCAGGGAAUGCUUCACUGCUUUGGACCAGAGCGGGGAAUGCUCUAUGGUCCCCCUAUAAAUACCACCCCAUCCCCCUCAUUCCAACCCACACCACCACUUUUAUACUUCUUUCUCCCUCCAUUAUUUCCCUCUAGUCUGGUUCUAAGUAUGCUUUGUGGUUGCGGCUGAGUCCGAUCUUCCACAUAAGAAAGAAUUAAUAUAAAUUUUAUUUUGUUUUAAAUCUUUUGCUCUAAAGUUUCGUUGAUACUCUCUCCAGCUUUUCGGCAAAAAAUGGACGAAGAGGCUCUGAGAGUACGGAUUUUUUUUUCCACCUUUGUUGAUUUUUUUUAAAUGGGUUUGAAAUAUUAUAAUUUCAUUUCAUAUUUGUUUAUUGAUGGGUGCUGAGAUAUACGACCCUCGUUUGUAUAUCGAUCCUGGCCCAAGGGAUCGCAAAUAUUUAAGCGAGCAAGAACAACAUCGCUCCCGUGCAAUUUGGGACAAUAAUCCGGUAGACACUCUGUCUAUACCGUAUAAAUUUUUAAAUUAUUUGAAUAGGUUAAAAGUUUUUGGUUUGUUUUUUUUUUCUAACAACAUUGUAUUUUUUGUUUUGUUUUUUGUUUUGUAGGACGGGAUUGGCAUCCUCGUCUCGAGCCCUAUCUAGAGAGGACGGGAUUGCACAUGCUGAGGCAUUUCAUGCGGCUUGAUAUCGACAACGAUUUGCUUACCGCAAUGGCAGAGCGAUGGCGCCCCGAAGUGCAUACCUUCCACUUUCCCGAGGGGGAAAUGGCGAUCACCCACAGAGAUGUUGCCCUACUCACCGGGUUGCCAGUCACUGGAGAGGCCAUCAUCGACAACUCAAGUAAACCCGAAGGUGAUUGGGGGUUGUUGAUUCUCGAGCAUUUGGGGUUCAACAUGCCGACCACAACGCCUGUUCAAGGGGUUGGGCAUCCACCGCUCAAUAAGGGGCAAGUUUCAAUCCUGUGGCUUGUUGAACACAUCCAACAGGAAGUGAAUUUAGGGCCAGACACCCCCGAAGAUCAGGUGGAGCGAUAUGCACGCGUCUACCUCAUUGGAUUGGUUGGUGGAUUUUUGUUCCCCGACAAGUCAAACCGGUGGAUUCAAGGCAUGUGGUUGUCGUUGCUCCUCGGUGAUUGGGACGAGAUCGGGGGAAAGAGUUGGGGGUCGGCCGUAUUGGUUGGGAUCUACCGAGAGUUGUGCACUUGCUCAAGGUUGGGAGCGAAACAAGCUAGAGGUGCGAUGUUUAUACUCCAACUCUGGGCAUGGGAGCAUCUUCCAAUGCUCGCUCCCCGAGAUCCGCGGGAAUUUUGGGGUCCAGAUGAGGAGCUACGCUUUCUAGCAAAUCCCCCCUAUGGUGUCAAGUACUUUUUCUUAAUAAGGUGGAUCGGAGCAAAUACAAACGACCACCAGCCCGAGCACUCCUUACUGUUUUAUCGUGCUGGGUUUGAUAAGCCUUGGUGGAACCAGGUGACAUGGGAUCCAUAUCCACCUCAAGUUGUCGAGAUUCAUCGUCUUAGACACCCCCAGGAUGUAGAGACGUGGUUGUGCAAGGUACCCUUGAUCUGUUGGCACAUGGUGGAGUGGCACCUGCCGGAUCGAGCAUUGAGGCAGUAUCGGAUGGAGCAACCAAUUCCAGCAUCCCCACCUCAAGGGUUCAAAGAGCUCCAUGCCAUCGUCCUACGACACAAAUCAAAGAAUUGGAUCCGCAAACAUGAAUUCUACAUCAACAUUUGGGAGAAUAGAACGACUUGGGCUGUCUAAGGUUUACCGGAGACGAGGCCAAUGGGGUACCACGAUGGAUACAUGGUGUGAUAUCGGAAAUUCACACUUAGAUGGGUGUCAAAGAAAGGUGAUGUGUGGGGAGCGGUGGUAAGUGUUUCUAAUUCUUAAUCUUCGUCAUAUUCUUAUGCUUUUGUCCAUAGAUUACAUGCUUAGAUUUGAGUCAUGGCAAUUAACUUGAUUAGAUUAAUUUAUUGCAUUUUCUAAUUAUUUGUAUUAGGUUGAUGGCUUGGAACAUGCCAAGCACACCGUCGAGAGUGCAGCUACCAUGGACGAGCGGAAAACAUCUUUCCUAUGAAGGCUUUUCAACAACCUGCUCAGCAGUACGCGAGAGCAAAGGAGGGAUGUCAUCGUAUACCCUCCGGUGCCUGCUCCGCCUCGACCUUCUUUCCGUGAUGAUGAGCCCAUUGGGCCCCCAGCCGAGCCCCCACGGAGGAGUAAGAAAAGAGCCCAGCCAAACAUUGAAAAACUUUCUCCGACUCAGCAAACACAACUGCCUGGUCCAUGGCCAGAUCAUGAGUGGUCAACUACAAUGGAAGGCGCUCCAGGAUCGUCAAGUUAUUCCCCGCAACAGGAAUAUGACAUGUUUCCUCAAGGGUUCCCUCAUUUCCACCAUCAGCAACAGACCUCGAUUUUUCAGACAACUUCUUCGUACACAACUCCGCCAGCACUCAUGUUUGGAACCGGUAAGUAAUUUGACCAACUCUCCUUUGCCCAUCCAUACAAGUCCUUUCUGCACAAAUGUCAUGUAGUUCUUGCCACGUGAAUCUCGACUCAAUUUUUAGCAUAGUGGAUUCGCCAUUUUCAUAGUCGAUCCCAAAGUCCGAGUUUGUCACCCGACCAUUCCACCGAAUAAUAAGCUGAAACUUCUUAAAUUCACCCAUGUUUGCAAAUUACAAUAAGUAACUAUUAGCUUAACUCGAAUAAGAUUACUAUAGUAUAAUUAGUACAUUAGGAAUACAAAAAUAAUAUCAUCCAAACCCAUUAACAACUGCAAAUAACUGAUCUAUCAUGAGAAAACUAUCCAAAUUCAUCCAAAUUCAUAACUAACUAACUAACAUCAAUCAUACCAUAAUUCAUCUAAAUAUCUCUAACAUAACAUAUUUGCCAAUAACAUAAAUUCAAUAAAUACAGACAUAUAAUUACUAAUACAUCAACAUGUAAACAAUACAUAAUUAUAACAUACCGAAUCCCGAUGAGUUUCUUGUUGCUGUAAGCCAACUGAGAAAAGGACCAAAAAAGCACUAAUUUCGUACUGAAUUGCUGUAAGGCAGCAGGAGAAAUCUGAGGGGUGGGUUUUUAUAGGAAUUUUUGGGGCCUAAUCACCGCGCUUGUCAAUAGCAGUGAACCAUCACCGCUUUUGGCCAAGACGCUGAAUGCUAGGUCGCUGUUACCUAACUUCCAACCUACCAGGGUUGUAAAACGUGGGAAAAAAUCCCCGUUUUGGACGACAGCGAUGAAGGGUUCCCCGUUUUGGACGACAGCGGUGAAGGUUCACCGUUUUGCCCAAACUGCUGUAUUUUGGGAAAUAUUUUCAUAAGUACUGUAUUUUGGGAAUUUUUUUUACUAACUAGUUGAUAGAACAAUAAUUACACAUGUUUCUA